This is a messenger RNA of Rotaria sordida, 1047 nucleotides long. The record is from the annotation of a GenBank genome assembly. Lineage: Eukaryota; Metazoa; Rotifera; Eurotatoria; Philodinida; Philodinidae.
AUGAUGUACAAGGGUAAUAAAAUUGAACAAGAAAUACAAGCCACUGAAAAUACUUUACUCGAUCGAAGUUCUUCUAUCGGAUCAAAGAAAAAUAAAAUUGUAGUACGUAAUUCAAUAUCACAUAAUUCUUUAUCUCCAUCUCGGUCUUAUAUGAAACAUGUUAGUUUAAUUUUUUUAACUUUACAAAAUGUUGCUAGUAUAUUAUUAUUACGUUAUGUACGUACAACACCAGGACCACGUUUUAUAAAUUCAACAGCUGUACUUAAUUCUGAAAUUCAAAAAACAAUAUUUAGUAUAUUAUUAUUGAUUUACGAACAACGAAGUGUCAUUACAAGUUUUAAAGUAAUAUAUAAUAAAAUUAUACGUCAAUCAAAAGAUACAUUAAAAACUGGCAUACCGGCGUUACUUUAUACAUUACAAAAUAAUCUUCUAUUUGUUGCAAUUUCGAAUUUAGAUGCAGCUACAUUUCAAGUUAGCUUUCAAUUAAAAAUUUUCACUACAGCUAUUUUUACGGUGCUAAUACUUCGUCGUCCAUUAAAUCUUGUUCAAUGGCUUGCAUUAUUUCUUCUUUUUCUUGGUAUUUCCCUUGUACAAAUCGAGAAUAUGACAUCAGUAACACCAAAACACGAUGUUAAUCCUGUAUUAGGAUUAAUUUCUGUUGUUAGUGCUUGCACAUUAAGUGGCUUAGCCGGUGUAUAUUUUGAAAAGAUUCUUAAAGGUAGUGAUGUAUCAGUAUGGAUACGUAAUAUUCAAUUAGGUUUAUUUGAUAUAGUAUGGAUAGCAAUUACAAUUCAAUCAGCAGGUGGUCUUCUUGUUGCAUUAGUUAUUAAAUAUGCUGAUAAUAUAUUGAAAGGUUUUGCAACAUCAUUAGCUAUUAUAAUAUCAUGUGUUAUUAGUAUAACACUAUUUGAUUUUCAAUUAACAUUUUUAUUUUCUUUGGGUACAAUAUUUGUUAUAUUUUCAUUAUUUAUUUAUUCAAAACCAGAUUUAAUUACACAUGUACCAAUAUUUAAUAUCAUUUUCAAAGAUAGAUCAGUUUUAUUUUAA